Gasterosteus aculeatus aculeatus (three-spined stickleback) is the source of this 1348-nucleotide messenger RNA. It is a transcript of the gene uprt, whose product is annotated as uracil phosphoribosyltransferase (FUR1) homolog (S. cerevisiae). The record is from RefSeq and is a predicted model, not a curated record. NCBI's taxonomy places the organism in Eukaryota, Metazoa, Chordata, Actinopteri, Perciformes, Gasterosteidae.
UUCUGAGCACCAACGCCGCAUUUUCGACGAAAUCUCAGCCACCGGUGUGAAUUCAACACGACGGGACCGAGCGCGUCGCCGGUGGACUUCCUCUACGCGGCGGCUGCGUCACUCCCGAGAAUCUCACUUUUCAAACGCACACGCAGCCGGAGCUAAAGCAAAGAACACGUUGCCUUCUUUUGUGUUGAGCUGGGUCGCAGGUGUCCGCGCGCGGGGGCGGGCGGGCCGCGGGGGGGUAAGAAGCUCGUGGGUAACGCAUCGCGGUCCUGUUUCAGCCCAGUAUUAAGAGGGAGCGCCUCGAUCUCCGCUCUCAGGAUGCCAUGCCAUAACCAGCAGCUAAACAACGUGAGCAGCGGACAGGAGCAUCCCGUGAAGCAAGUGCGCUUUGCCAACAGCGGCAACGUCCCCGCGGCGCUGCCCCACUGCGGGCCGACCGGCGGCCCCAAACAGCCCGACAGCCCGGAGGACCUGGGACCGCAGCUUAAGCUGCUGCCUCUCAACGACCAGAUCCGGGAGUUACAGACCAUAAUCAGGGACAAAACAACCAGCAGAGGAGACUUUGUGUUUUGUGCCGAUCGACUGAUCAGACUGGUAGUUGAAGAGGGUUUGAAUCAGCUCCCCUACUCCGAGUGUACUGUUACCACGCCGACAGGGUACAAGUAUGAAGGUGUCAAGUUUGAAAGAGGCAACUGUGGUGUCAGCAUCAUGAGAAGUGGCGAGGCCAUGGAACAGGGCCUCCGGGACUGCUGCCGCUCCAUCCGCAUCGGCAAGAUCCUCAUCCAGAGUGAUGAGGAGACGCAGAAAGCCAAGGUCUACUACGCCAAGUUCCCUCCAGAUGUGUACAGGAGAAAAGUGCUGCUCAUGUACCCCAUCCUAAGCACUGGGAACACUGUGAUCGAGGCGGUGAAGGUGUUGAUAGAGCACGGAGUCCAGCCCAGACAUAUUAUCCUCCUCAGCCUCUUCUCCACACCUCACGGAGCAAAGUCUAUAGUCCAGGAGUUCCCUGACAUCACCAUCUUGACCACGGAGGUCCAUCCAGUGGCUCCGACACAUUUUGGACAGAGAUACUUUGGCACUGACUGAACGGAGGACAACCUGAGGAACAUGACAUUGUUUUGAGUACAUUCGGUCUUAUUUAAAUGCACCUCAUGUUCUGCUUGUUGAGCCAAAUACUGAGACUGUAUCUCUCCAAAGUUCCAUAAUUUGAUACAUCUGAUUUUAUUUAUUAGUUUUUUGCCGUGUAUCGUCAUGCAUACAGAAAGAAAACAACACUGCACCACAUGAAGAGUUCAACUUGUAUGAUUUUAUUUGCAUGGUGGAAAAUAAAGAAUUUAUAUUUGUUAAACGA